Molecule: messenger RNA, 4345 nt
Organism: Engraulis encrasicolus (European anchovy)
Lineage: Eukaryota; Metazoa; Chordata; Actinopteri; Clupeiformes; Engraulidae
Product: ankyrin repeat and SOCS box protein 2-like
Exons: 10
Coding region: 303-2339 (678 amino acids)
Biological process (GO): intracellular signal transduction
Molecular function (GO): protein binding
Source: RefSeq, a predicted model, not a curated record
UUCUGUGACUGCAUGGUCUCUGCUGUGCUGUUUCUGCCCUGUAUGUCUUGAUCAUCAUGUCACUGGCACGUGUGUCACCUCAGAAGUGGGCGCAAUGUCCCCGGUUGCCUAUAUGGGAAAACAAGGUCAUAUUUCUGUUAACUUGGAGUCAAGACCACCCUUCUUAUCAUCCGUGAAAAGGGCAGAGGCACACAUGCUGCACACAGACAGGAAGCAGGCUUAACAAAGAAAUUAGCAAAUGUGCAAAGGGUUUACAAGUCAAUUGACUGACGAAAGGUUUUCCAGCUUGGCUAUAAUUCAUCAUGGCUGCUGCUAGCAUCGCUAGGCGGGUGACCACAACUAACCUCGCCUUUGAAGACUACACUGUCUAUGGCCACUUGACCGAUGAUGAGGUACUCCAGAUGGCUAUUGAACGCAGCCUGUCUGAGGACCAACAAGGCCCCUCAGGUUCCGCUAAAACAUGUUUCAUACCAGCAUCUGAGCCACCCAAAGAGGAACACAUGCCCACAUUUAAAGAACUCAGGGCGGAGUAUGCAGCCAGACGGAAUGCUGCCCUGCAAGCACAGAGAGCUGCGGACGCUGAGAACCCAGAAGUCAAUCCUUCCAGAGCAAGUCAUAAACCUGAUGAGGACAGAAUGAGGCUACUGGAAUGGAGAAGACGAAAUGGAACCCUUGAAGUAUUCGAAAAAACAGUUGAUGUACCCUCCUUAAAAUCAGCCAUCUUCAAGAAUGAUGUCGAAAGAGUCAAAGAAAUUUUAAUGACAGAAUCUGCAGAGAGUCUAAACAAACCAAAUGAAGAGGGCUGGAUACAUUUGCACGAGGCUGCAUACUAUGAUCGCGUGGAUUGUUUAAAGUUGCUGUUAAAAGCUUUUCCCGAUCUAGUAGACAAACGCAAUGACAAGAACCAAACUCCUCUCGCACUGGCUGUUGAACGGAAAACCACCGCCUGUGUCAACCUUCUCCUGGAAGCCGGAGGAGAUCCAAACAUAGCCAACAGAUUAGGAGAGACAGCAGUCUACAAAGCUUGUGAGGAGGACAAUGAGGAGAUACUCAAAGCUCUUCUAAAAGCUGGGGGCAAUGCCUCCAGGACAAACAUUGAGAGAACUUCACCUUUACAUGAGGUAGCAGGGCACAAAAACCUCAACAUGUGUAAGCUGUUGGUGGAGGCUGGAGCAAAGGUGUGGGCUUUGGAUAGCUACGGCAUUGAGCCGCUCUUUACAGCAGCUCAGUGUGGAGCUGUAGAGGUGCUGGACUACCUUAUCAAUACUGGUGGACAUAUUAACACACAGGCUAACGAUGGGGCAACAGCUUUGUAUGAAGCGUCUAAGAAUGGCCAUGUGGAAUGUGUAAGACUACUGCUGUCCGAAAGAGCAGAUGUAAACAGAACAACUAAAUCAGAGUUAACCCCUCUACAUGUUGCAACAAGGAAUGGGCAUCUUAACGUGGUAUUGCUACUGCUUGGGCGCACCACCAAAGGCACGAUAAAGCGCUGUGGUAUCAGUCCACUGCACCUCGCUGUCGACCGCAACAGAGACGAGAUCCUGGAGCUUCUCAUCAAGGAAGGCUUUGACGUCAACCAAGAGCUAUCACCCAGCUACUCAACAAUGUAUGAGGACCGUCGCACCACGGCACUGUACUUUGCUGUGUGGGGAGGCAACGUGGAGGCGGCCUCCAUGCUGCUUGAGGCCGGCGCAGACCCCAACCUGGACGUCUUCAACCCUCUCCUGGUCGCCGUGAGAAAAGGCAACGUGGAGAUGGCGUCUCUGCUGAUUGAACAUGGUGGCAACGUGAACGCUUGCAUGCCAACACAUCCAACCACCUUCCCAGCCGCUAUGAUCUUCUGUAUGAAGCACAGAAUUAUGUUUAAGAUGCUGCUGGACAAUGGGUUGGAUGCUGACGCCUGCUUCGACUGUGUCUAUGGGAACGACACGCAUCCUCCAGUCCCGAUAGACCGCUCCUCUAGGGACGAUCUGUACCUGCAUGGGCUGGCAGUUCCUCCUGGUUCAACUGCACAGUUUUGUGAGGUGAUGGCGAAUCCUAUCAACUCGCCUUGGGUGGGAAUGAUACUCGAUAGGCUCUUAGAUUACACUGGCCACGUGAAACUCUGUUCAAGACUCAAAAACCUCCUGGACAGCGUCAGCAAUGGACGCGACAUCAAGGAUAAAGCAAAACCACCGUUCUCCCUACUACAUCUGUGCCGCAUACAUAUCCGCAAGCAAGUGGGACAUCAGCGAAUGAGACAAAUGACUUCUUUGCCUCUGCCCAAACGUCUCAUCAGACUCCUGUUUUAUGACAACUCUGAGUCCGAGGAUUUUUUGUCACAAUAUGGCUCAUUAUGAGCAUUCACUUCGGUUCUUGAAUACACCACUAGGUGCUACUUGGACACAUCAUCAAUGAUGCACCCGAGGUCAUUGGGUGUUUCGGGUCUUUGAUCAUUAAACACCCUCACUCGGGCGACCCAGCCAGGGGUGAUCAGCUCCCGACUUGUGUCCAAGUGGCCUGCUACUCCAAGGAUCCCCCCUCCUGAUCCAUAGCCAUCUAGAGGCUUUCUCCGCAGCCUCUGUGAUCACAAGGUGGAGUUGCAAGGCAGUGCAGCAGCUUACUUUGGUUUGACUGUGUCAGUCAACAUACUACUUAAAAGAAGAAUUCCUGCCAACAUGCUGUUGUAUUGCUCACACUACCCUUGACUUGUCAGUACCCAAGGACUUGGCUUUUUUCAGCCCUUUCCGAGAUCCUGGAAUUCCUUUUUUUUUUAUUGUUCUUGGUCUUUUUCGCCUUAAUUGAUAUUACAGUAGGACAGUUAAAGGAAAUGAGUGGGAGAGAGUGAUGGCCAACUUGGCCAAGGAUUGGGAAGUAACCUCAAGCCGGAAUCGAACCCCGGUCCCAGACGUAAUGGUACGAUGCAAUAUUGCCCACUGAGCCACAUGCAUGGUUUGCUUAAAUUUUUGAAGUCUUAAGUUACUCCAAAAUUCAUCCAAAAAGUUCUGCAACAUAACCAAACACUUAACAACAGAGCAAUAACAUUUGUGAUGAUAUUAAGAGUAUGCUACAACACUUUUUGAAAAAUGUAAACAAAGCCAUGCACCCAUUAGAAUGGCUGGACAAAAAAAUGCCACAUGCCACAGGUGGACAAAUUAUGGGUAGUGCGAGCUUGAUUUCACAAAGCCACUUUAAUACUGUAAUAAUUUGUAUAUUUGUCUGAUUUGGAGGGGUGCAGUGGCAUGAAGCAGUUGCUUUUGAAUGUCUCACAUUGACUAUGUGUAGAAUACUAUGAGCUCAUUGCCUGUAGAGCCAGACUUGAGGUGUGAAUUUGCCCUUUAAUUUGUGAACUUGAUAGAUGCAUGCUACAUGAAAUGCUUUUUUUAUGACCAUUGAAUGUCAACGUGAUAAACUGUUUAUGAGAAAAAUGCUCUUUAUUCUAUUUUUUAUUCUAUGCUGUGUUCAUCUAGUAAAUUAUUAAUUAAAAAAGUGGAGAUGCUCAAUGACUGCUGUCACUUAUGCAAUAAGUAACCUGAAGUCUACAUAAAAUGGUUAUUUAACUGACAUCUCAUUAAAUAAUCUAAAGUUGCUAGCUGGGGAAUUCUGUCAGUUGUAGUGCUGUUUUUCUUUUUAGACUUCAAACUUACUUUGCUACUGAAUCUGAGUUGUUACAUAUUUUAUUAAUGAUUUUAUCUUGUUUUGUGUUUUGUACUGUUGGGCCUUUAUGCGUGUGCCAUGCACUCUCUCUCUCUCUCUCUGCGUUCCAGGGGUGGUGCUCCCCAUUCCCACCUCAAUACAUACAAUAUUGUCAUGGAGAACCAUUUAGCCCUUUUGACCGGCCCUCAAUUUCCCAGGGCAACUGGGAUUAGUGUACCUGUGCGUGAUAAACAGUUACUUGCCACCUCUCUCCAUUUUACAGUACUGUGUGUGUACUACACCAAUCUACCUUUGUGAGGCCACUGCUUGGAGCACACCCACAUGCUGGGCCCUUGCUCUGUGGGUGUGGGUGGGUGUGUUUACUGUAUAUGAUUUAAUGCCUUUAUGUGAUAGUACAGUAUGAGAUGGUGACAGGAAGUGAGUGAGAGAGAGGAUCAAGAAAUGACCUCAGGCCAGAAUUAUCGCUUACCAUAACAAACAUUUUCGGUACUAAAAUAUGGCUUGGUCUCCAUUUAUGUUGCAGAAACAUGCCGUAUAUUACAGUGUGUUGUCUUAUAAUAUCGAGUCGUUUUAUUUUAUGGUGUCAAAUGUUAAAGGAAAUUUCCAUGCUGUCCUGUGAACUUGCAGAGAGGAAUUGAAAGGUUUGUAAAAAAAAAAAUCUAAUGCUGCUGUUUUAAUUUCUGAAUAAAAAUGAAAUGUGUGUUGAAAA